Clarias gariepinus (North African catfish) is the source of this 633-nucleotide messenger RNA. It is a transcript of the gene glulc, whose product is annotated as glutamate-ammonia ligase (glutamine synthase) c. The record is from RefSeq and is a predicted model, not a curated record. Gene Ontology annotation, molecular function: glutamine synthetase activity. Gene Ontology annotation, cellular component: cytoplasm. Lineage: Eukaryota; Metazoa; Chordata; Actinopteri; Siluriformes; Clariidae.
AUGCCUUUUAAACAUGUGAAAGGUUCAAAGAUACACGUUUCUAAACAUUUCUUACUGCCUCAACAGUGGGAGUUCCAGGUGGGUCCAUAUGAAGGAAUUAAAAUAGGAGAUCACCUGUGUAUGGCACGAUUCCUACUGCGCAGGGUCUGUAACGAUUUUGGCGUAAUUGCCACUGUAGACCCCCAAAUCCAUCCCAGAGUACUGGAAUGGAUCCAUUAGAUAAGGGAGGGCUUGAGUGAGUACAUGUUUUUCACAUGGAUAUGCAAGCCCAAAUCCACUAUAUUAGAGAUAUCAAGAAUAUUCUAGAAAAAUUGAGUGUGGCACCUCCAGCACAUUUGAGUCUCAGAGCUACAUGGUGGUCAGGACAACCAGAGGAGACUCAGAGGCUGUCAUGAGACCUCAGCAGCAGUAGAUAAUUGUAAAGUCAGCAUCCACAUCCCCCUGCAGUUUAGCCAGGCCAAAUAUGGAUAUUUGGAGGAUCGCCAGCCUGCCUCCAACUGUGACCCAUAUGCUGUGACCUGUGCUAUUGUAAUCCUCCGAAUGGAGGAAGGGGAAGAAGAUAUCUUGAAUGUUGGUUCUUUGGUUAAUGAAUCCAACAUCAUCCAAAUGAUCAGUGAAGUGAUUUUCCUUUGA